AACAAAAGCUCUUCAAGCCAGAUCGGGACGCUAAAAGCCCAAACGAUGGCAUCGAAAAUCCUCACGCCCCUCGAAACAGCCACAAACCGCUUCGCAGUCCUCGCAACCUACCGCCAUCUCCUCCGCGCAACACGAAUCGCCUUUAAUGGCGACACCGAAACCCUCUCGGCCUCGCGCACAUUCGCACGCUCCGAGUUCCGGCAGAAAAAAUCCCUAAAACCCGACUCAGCCGAAGCAGCACAAGGAGUCGAACAUGCUCAAGGAGUGACACAAAUUCUGAGAGAAAAUCUGGUGCAAGGGAGACAUAUGGGGAAUGAGAAGUAUAAGCUUAAUAUCCAUGAGCUUACGCAGAGAUUGGAUAAUGAGACUGCGACUACGUUGAAGGGUACGAGGAAGAGUUGGAAAGAUGUUAAACGCGAUUCUUUGCUUGGGGAGGGGGAGGUUAGGUUGUGUGGGGAGAGAUAGAGGAUGGGAGUAUGGUCUGUGAUUUGAGUGGAAGUGAAGGGAAUAGAGGACGCUUCAUGGCUUGAUGAGAGGUGAAGGGAAUCAUGCUGCGAGGCUGAAGGCGGGAAUGGACGUGAGAAAUGCUUCGCCGAGGCCUUCAACGAGUUGCGGAGGCACGGGAGAGCUUUCGAUGGAAUAAGUUCCUGUACGGAUGGUGAAUGCGAUGUGCUACCUUGAAAGCCAUCACUGAGAGUUCCGGGGUCAAAUGGCGUACAAGGUCGAUCGAACGGAGCUCAAACCUGCCGUCGAUCAUAUCCAGGCUUGUUCGAACAGGAAAAGUCUAGGCAUUGAAUGAAGGAAAUGUCGCUCGAACUGCAUAGGACAAUCAUCACUGGGCUGGAGGCUCCGUCGGAGCUAGGUCUGAUUGUACAUUACGUGGAAACGACAAAGGUAUUCUACAAAACCACUUUAGGUCAAACG
Molecule: messenger RNA, 924 nt
Organism: Pseudocercospora fijiensis CIRAD86
Lineage: Eukaryota; Fungi; Ascomycota; Dothideomycetes; Mycosphaerellales; Mycosphaerellaceae
Exons: 2
Coding region: 46-465 (139 amino acids)
Biological process (GO): mitochondrial respiratory chain complex III assembly
Source: RefSeq, a predicted model, not a curated record